ACUCUCCUACCACACAUCGAUACCAACCUUUCUUUCCACACUACGGAGCCUAAUACACUACUCUCUUUCAACUCCAACGCACAUCGAGUCUAUCCUUUCGUUAAUCUUCACCAUGAAGUUCUCCGCUUACGCUCUUGUUUCCCUCCUUGCCAUCUCCGCUCAAGCGCAACAAAGCGAGCUCUCAUCCAUCAAGAACGAAGCAUCCUCUGCCGUCGGCGCAGCCUCAAGCGCGAUCGACAGUGCCAAGGGUUCCAUCACAUCUGCUGUUGCGAGCAAGACCGAGGAAGCUGCCUCGGUGGCUUCUAGCAUCACCAGCCAAAUCAACGACAUCAAGUCGAGCAUCUCGUCAGCAAAGGGAGCUGCUUCAACCUCUCUCCGCUCAGCUCUAGACUCUGCUAGUAGCGCUCUUGAUAGUGCCAAGGCUAGUGCGACUGCGACCGGUACGAGCACGUCCAAGGCUGGUGGUUCGAUGCCCACUGCGGCUAUUGCCAUGGGUGCUAUGAUGGGUGGAGCGGCUAUCUUUGUUAACAUGUAAUAUCGUUCACGAUCUGAGUUGUGGGCAUUGAGAAAUAAUACAAGAUCAGUGAUGUUGUAGUCGCGUGUCUGCAUUAUUUAAUUUGGAGUAAUAGCGACUAGUAGGUAGAAAAAAGACAAUGAAAAUUUGACUUGAUGACUGG
Fusarium graminearum PH-1 is the source of this 677-nucleotide messenger RNA. RefSeq lists its product as uncharacterized. The record is from RefSeq and is a predicted model, not a curated record. The transcript has 2 exons. Bases 113 to 535 code for a protein of 140 amino acids. Lineage: Eukaryota; Fungi; Ascomycota; Sordariomycetes; Hypocreales; Nectriaceae.